AUGAGAGUUUCAUUACUGUCGGCAUUAUUAGCAAACACGCCGAUGCGACAUGGUGUCAAAAUUAACAGCCGACUGUCGUUGCUCGUUAAUGAGAUGGUUGUUCCUUCAAGUUUGAUAUGCUUAUGUUCAGAAAGUAUGAACAAAGAUGUUGAGGCACUGGAAGAUUCAGAAGCGCUCAUCCUGAUAUGUAAGCAGUUUGAUGUUCCACCAAACAUGUGA
Gongylonema pulchrum is the source of this 219-nucleotide messenger RNA. NCBI's taxonomy places the organism in Eukaryota, Metazoa, Nematoda, Chromadorea, Rhabditida, Gongylonematidae. The record is from the annotation of a GenBank genome assembly.